Molecule: messenger RNA, 1235 nt
Organism: Quercus robur (English oak)
Lineage: Eukaryota; Viridiplantae; Streptophyta; Magnoliopsida; Fagales; Fagaceae
Exons: 1
Coding region: 222-599 (125 amino acids)
Source: RefSeq, a predicted model, not a curated record
UCAUUGCAAACACAAGGAUAUGAUUACCAUGUCCUAUUUAAAAGCGUCAAUUAUGCAAAUUCUCAUGCUGUGUCCACUUUAAGAAAAGUAGUUCAAUGAGUACAUGAUAAAGAGAAUAAAGUAGAGAUACUUAAACCAAAUUCAAAGCAAUUCCCACCCAAGAUAAAGACCCAGGAGCGAAGUUUCUUCAUUCAGAAGCCUCCAUCCAUAUAUCUUUAAAAAUGCAGUAUAAAGCCACCACCACUAGCACCAAGCUCCCUGAGAAAAUGGCUGCAAUUGCUGCUCCAGUUGCAAUAGGCACACGAGGCACCGUAGGAUCGCUUGUCAGAAAGGAAAUUGAGUAUUUCAGCAAGGUUGAAAUAGACCAAUGUGGAAGCUCCCGAAAGCCUCAGGGACAAAUUGUGGACAUGGCUUCCACCAGUGGUCACUCCAAGCCUGGUCUUUGGUUCUUGAUAAUGACAUGGAGAAGGAAGAAGAGGAGAAAUAGUAGCGGGAUCCUGCCAAGCAUGUGUUCUGUUGUUGAAGUUUCAGAAAGCAAUCGUCUAAACAGAAUCCCCGGUUACAAUUACAGAAUCCUUAAGAAUGACUUCAACAUCUAGUUGAUGCUUUUUGAGCUCUUUGAGCCAGUUUGUUCUAAGUCUGCACAAUGCCUUAUGCCAGUGUUUCAAGUCCAGAACUUCUACGAUUGUUGAUUUCUCUUGUCAGGUUCCUACAUUAGGUGCAAGUAUUUUUUGGAAUAAUGUUUUCGGAGUGAGCACAAGGAUCUAUUAUGCAGCUUUUUGAAGGUCAUGCUGUUUCUAAAGCUUCACAACUGAUGGCUCAUCUGAUAUGUUAAAAAUUUUGAUGUCAUAGAAUCAAAUUCUUGUAGUAGUGGUACAGAACUAUGGAAAUCCUUUUUCUUGGAGAUCAUGGUGUACAUUGAAGCUCAUGAAUUACAUACAAAAAUCAUGGUAGGGAAAGCUUGCCACUCUCAAUAGCCUCAAGUGUCCCUGCUGUAAAAGUUUCAAUCAAUGACCGACAGAAUUUUCAUACGGAAGAAAGGAUUGAGUCAGACGUAUAUACCCUUCAAAGGAAAGUUUGUGAUCAUCUUCUUUUCUUUUCUUUUUCUUUUUUUCUUUUUUAUGAAUAAGUUUGUGAUCAUCUUAUGCAGGAAUGAGACUCAAUUUGUAUUUAUUUGAUUUGUAAAAGAUUUACUUAGUAUUAAAAAUAAAAAGUCAGAAAUAGAUUUAUAGUUU